Messenger RNA from Nymphaea colorata (pocket water lily), 1014 nucleotides. RefSeq names its product 40S ribosomal protein S3-3. Gene Ontology annotation, molecular function: structural constituent of ribosome; RNA binding. The transcript has 6 exons. Gene Ontology annotation, cellular component: nucleus; cytosolic small ribosomal subunit. The record is from RefSeq and is a predicted model, not a curated record. The coding region runs from base 131 to 829 and encodes 232 amino acids. Gene Ontology annotation, biological process: translation. Lineage: Eukaryota; Viridiplantae; Streptophyta; Magnoliopsida; Nymphaeales; Nymphaeaceae.
GUCAUCGUUCCCGCCAUAAGAUAGAGGAGAGGGCACUCGAUUCCUAUUAGGGUUUGUUGGUCCAUCCGUUCAGUCUCUUUGUUCACAGCGUUACGCGGCCGUCUUCCUCUCUCCCCCCCUCUCUCUCAGUAUGGCUACUCAGAUCAGCAAGAAGAGGAAGUUCGUUGCGGAUGGGGUCUUCUUUGCCGAACUAAACGAAGUCCUUACUAGGGAACUGGCAGAAGAUGGGUACUCUGGUGUUGAAGUCCGGGUUACUCCAAUGCGCACGGAGAUCAUCAUCCGAGCGACCAGAACUCAGAAUGUUCUUGGUGAAAAGGGAAGGAGGAUCAGAGAAUUAACAUCUGUUGUGCAGAAGAGAUUUAAUUUCCCAGAGAACAGUGUGGAGCUAUAUGCUGAGAAGGUCAAUAAUAGAGGUCUUUGUGCCAUUGCUCAAGCAGAGUCUCUUCGUUACAAGCUUCUUGGUGGUCUUGCCGUUAGGAGGGCGUGUUAUGGAGUUCUACGUUUUGUCAUGGAGAGUGGUGCAAAGGGUUGUGAGGUCAUUGUCAGUGGAAAGCUGAGGGCACAACGUGCCAAGUCCAUGAAGUUCAAGGAUGGCUAUAUGAUUUCGUCAGGCCAACCUGUGAAUGAGUACAUUGACUCGGCCGUGAGGCAUGUCUUGUUGAGACAGGGUGUUCUUGGAAUCAAAGUGAAGAUCAUGCUGGAUUGGGAUCCAAAGGGAAAGCAAGGGCCAACUACACCAUUGCCGGAUCUCGUCACCAUCCAUACUCCGAAAGAAGAAGAGGAGUAUGCCCAACCCGUUCUAGUAAAAGAAAUCGACGUUGCUGCUUGAGGCAGCUUCUUUCUUGGUGGUUACAUGGAGAAGAUUUUCCUGCAUGUGGACAGCACUUCAAAUUUUGCUUGGCAGUUGGAUGUUUCAGUUCCUUUUAUGUUUUAAGUCUUUUUUGGUUUUCGGUUUGUAGUUUGCACUUACUAGGUGGAUUGCAGAAUGAGUUAUACAAUUCUACCAUUUUAUCA